AUGGGUUACAGCAUCCGGUUGGCGUACUGCCAGGUCGCUCCCAGAGACUACGACCGAGGCGCCAAAGGAGCCUUGGAAGACGCCAACUGUGUGUUUGAGGGGAGCCUCAUUUCACCGGAUCUUUCGUGCAAAUCGGGUGAGGUCUCGAUGGAGUUGGUGACGAAGGUUCGGGACGCUGAGCACUGGGUUCAAGUGCUGGAGAGCAGCGAAAAGAAGUUAGUCGUUGUUGACGUGCACAAGGAUUGGUGUGGGCCAUGCAAGAUCGUGGAGCCGUCCUAUAAGCGCUUGACUACGGACAUCGAGCACGCAGAGCGUCGAGUCAUGUUCGCGACCGACCGCAAGCAGAUCGCAGAUGUGGAUGGAGCGAAUGCACCGCUACUCGAGCAAUCAGUUAAACAACAUUUGCCACCGAUCGGGAACGACGAUGAAGAAAACUAA
Phytophthora infestans T30-4 is the source of this 438-nucleotide messenger RNA. RefSeq lists its product as uncharacterized. The record is from RefSeq and is a predicted model, not a curated record. The coding region runs from base 1 to 438 and encodes 145 amino acids. The transcript has 6 exons. Lineage: Eukaryota; Oomycota; Peronosporomycetes; Peronosporales; Peronosporaceae.